Molecule: messenger RNA, 1609 nt
Organism: Amborella trichopoda
Lineage: Eukaryota; Viridiplantae; Streptophyta; Magnoliopsida; Amborellales; Amborellaceae
Product: ATPase GET3B
Biological process (GO): tail-anchored membrane protein insertion into ER membrane
Cellular component (GO): GET complex
Molecular function (GO): ATP binding; ATP hydrolysis activity
Source: RefSeq, a predicted model, not a curated record
UAUAUUGGCCUGCACCCCGUAAUUCGCGCGGGUAGCAGGAGUGGAGAAAAUGGGUUCUUCUUUAAUGGUAUCCUCCAUCCCCUAUUCUGUCUCCGCCUCUGCAACAAAAUCCAUGGCCGUCUCUGCUAUUCUCCGCAACUUGUCCACUGUCUCUUACCCUUCUUUCUCUAGAAAUGCUCGUUAUUUUGGCGUCGUUUGCCUUCCUUUCAGGACCAGAAUUGCAUUGCAAGUCCGAUCAAUAGCUACUCCUGCAGAAGCUGUGGCAGGAUUUGAUGAGAUGGCAGCGGGGACUGAGCGCAAAUACUACAUGCUUGGAGGGAAAGGAGGUGUCGGUAAAACUAGUUGUGCUGCAUCUCUCGCUGUUAAAUUUGCAAAUCACGGGUUUCCUACCAUUGUGGUAUCAACUGACCCUGCACAUUCGCUAAGCGAUUCUUUUGCCCAGGAUUUAACUGGAGGGACACUUGUUCCUGUUGAGGGACUGGAUUCUCCACUGUUUGCUCUUGAGAUAAAUCCCGAGAAAGCUCGUGAAGAAUUUCGCAGUGCAAGUCAGAAAAACGGGGGGAGUGGAGUCAAAGAUUUUAUCGAUGGUAUGGGCCUGGGAGCACUUGCGGAUCAGCUAGGGGACUUAAAGCUAGGAGAAUUGCUAGAUACCCCUCCUCCUGGACUUGAUGAGGCCAUUGCAAUCUCAAAGGUUAUGCAGUUCGUGGAAGCACCAGAAUAUAGUAUGUUCAAACGUAUCAUAUUUGAUACUGCACCAACAGGUCACACCCUCAGGCUUCUCUCCCUCCCGGACUUCUUGGAUAAAUCUAUAGGCAAAAUAAUGAAGCUAAAGCAAAAGAUUGCUUCAGCGACAUCUGCCAUUAAAUCUGUUUUUGGGAAAGAAGAGGUCCAAGACAGUUCGUCUGACAAGCUAGAGCAACUAAGGGAGAGGAUGGGGAAGGUGCGAGAGCUUUUCCGUGAUACAGACUCAACAGAGUUUGUUAUUGUAACAAUCCCAACGGUCAUGGCUGUCAGUGAAUCAUCGAGGUUGAGAGCUUCCUUACGAAAGGAAAAUGUUCCCGUCAAGAGACUUAUUGUUAAUCAAGUCUUACCACCAUCUGCAUCAGACUGCAAAUUUUGUGCUAUGAAAAGAAAGGAUCAGUUGCGUGCUCUUGACAUGAUCCAAAGCGAUCCUGAACUCAUGGGCUUGAAAUUAAUUCAAGCUCCGCUCGUUGAUGUCGAGAUCAGAGGUGUUCCAGCGCUGAGAUUUAUGGGUGACAUUGUUUGGCAAUAAUUUAUACAUCAAGAUGAGUGAUCCAUGAGGAGGAUACCCAAAAGGAAGCUGUGACUGCAACACAUCUAAUCAAUAUUUUGUCACUUGAAGAACCGAUAAAUCGUGACUCGGCACUAGAUAAAGAGGGUGAAAAGGGAAAAGCCCAAGCAACCAUAGGUUCAUGCUACAGGCUCAAGACUGAGGUUUUCUUUUUCUUUUUGUUUUCUUUUUCCCUUCCUUUAGCUCAAUGAUUUGAGAAAUUUUAAAAGCAAGAUCUGUAAAUUAUUGUCUCGACGAUAAACAAACAGAAUGAAUUGAAAAUCAAUUGUAGAAAAAAUGAAGGCUUCAUUCAAAACA